This is a messenger RNA of Microtus ochrogaster (prairie vole), 2354 nucleotides long. RefSeq names its product zDHHC palmitoyltransferase 13 (gene Zdhhc13). NCBI's taxonomy places the organism in Eukaryota, Metazoa, Chordata, Mammalia, Rodentia, Cricetidae. Gene Ontology annotation, molecular function: palmitoyltransferase activity; protein binding. The record is from RefSeq and is a predicted model, not a curated record.
GCGGGCAGAGUCGCAGCCGCCACUCUGCGGAGGAGCCGCUGCGGGGCGGGCGCCGGGCGUCGGGCGUGAUGGAGGGCCCCGGGCUGGGCUCGCAGUGCAGGAAUCACAGCCAUGGCUCCCACCUUCCGGGAUUUGGUCGACACAACAUCUGUGCACACGAAAACCAAGAACUUGCGAAGGCAAAAGAAAUUCUUCCUCUUAUAGAGGACUCCAGUAACUGUGACAUUGUCAAGGCUACACAAUACGGAAUUUUUGAACGAUGUAAAGAGUUGGUAGAAGCAGGAUAUGAUGUCAGACAACCAGACAGAGAAAAUGUGUCUCUUCUUCACUGGGCUGCCAUUAACAACAGACUGGAGCUUGUAAAGUUUUAUAUUUCCAAAGGUGCUGUGAUAGAUCAGUUGGGUGGUGAUUUAAAUUCAACUCCUCUUCACUGGGCCAUCCGACAAGGGCAUUUGCCUAUGGUCAUAUUAUUACUCCAGCAUGGUGCAGACCCCACUCUAAUUGAUGGGGAGGGGUUCAGCAGCAUUCAUCUGGCUGUCCUGUUUCAGCACAUGCCGAUCAUAGCGUAUCUCAUCUCGAAGGGACAGAGUGUGAAUAUGACAGAUGUCAAUGGCCAGACACCUCUCAUGCUAUCAGCGUACAAAGUCAUUGGGCCAGAACCAACUGGAUUCCUUUUAAAGUUUAAUCCUUCUCUCAGUGUUGUUGACAAAACACAUCAGAACACUGCACUUCAUUGGGCAGUUGCGUCAGGAAAUGUCAGUGCAGUUGAUAAGCUAUUGGAAGCUGGUUCUAGCCUGGACAUCCAAAAUGCUAAGGGAGAAACACCUCUUGAUAUGGCUGUACAAAAUAAAAACCAGCUCAUUGUUCACAUGCUGAAAACAGAAGCCAAGAGGAGAGUGAACAAAAAGUUUAGACUUUGGAGAUGGCUACAUAAAUGCGAGCUCUUCCUGCUGCUGAUCCUCUCUGUGGUUACCCUGUGGGCCGUCGGAUACAUCCUGGACUUCAAUUCAGAUUCUUGGCUUUUGAAAGGAUGUCUUCUAGUAGCAUUGUUUUUUCUGACAUCUCUGUUUCCAAGGUUUUUGGUUGGCUAUAAGAACCUUGUGUACUUACCAACAGUCUUUCUGCUAAGUUCCAUUUUUUGGAUAUUUAUGACUUGGUUCGUCCUAUUCUUUCCUGAUGUAGCAGGCAGCCCUUUCUAUUUUGCUUUCAUUUUCAGCAUCAUAGCCUUUCUCUAUUUUUUCUACAAGACUUGGGCAACGGAUCCAGGCUUCACUAAGGCUUCUGAGGAAGAGAGGAAAGUGAGUAUUGUCACCCUCGCAGAGACUGGCUGUCUGGACUUCAGAUCAUUUUGCACAUCAUGUCUUAUAAGGAAGCCUUUAAGGUCACUGCAUUGCCAUGUAUGCAACUCUUGUGUGGCUCGAUUUGAUCAGCACUGCUUCUGGACUGGACGCUGCAUAGGUUUUGGCAACCAUCAUCAUUACAUCUUCUUCUUGCUUUCUCUUUCCAUGGUAUGUGACUGGAUCAUUUAUGGAUCUUUCGUCUACUGGUCAAACCAUUGUGCCACAACGUUCAAGGAAGACGGACUAUGGACCUACCUCAGUCAGAUAGUGGCCUGCUCUCCCUGGGUUUUGUACAUCUUCAUGCUAGCAGCUUUCCAUUUCUCAUGGUCAACAUUUUUAUUAAUAAAUCAACUUUUUCAGAUUGCAUUUCUGGGCCUAACCUCCCAUGAGAGAAUCAACCUGAUAAAGCAGAGCAGGCACAUGAAACAGGCAUUGUCCCUCAGGAAGACACCAUAUAACCUUGGAUUCACACAGAACCUGGCAGAUUUCUUUCAGUGUGGCUGCUUUGGCUUAGUGAAGCCCUGCAUGAUAGACUGGACAUCCCAGUACACCAUGGUUUUCCACCCAGCCAAAGAGAAAGUUCUUCGCUCUGUAUGAAGAAAAGCACCUUCGAACACACCUUGACUUGUUUUUGUUUCUGUUGGUGCUGGGAGGUCUGAAAGUUAAGUGAGAUGCUGAGCUCACCAUAGUUCAAAACUCUGGGCACACCGUCCCCAGGAGCGCGUACCCUCUGUCAGACCUCGGAAGAAGGCAUGUUACUGAGCAGACAUACUUCAAAAUCUUCCAUAUUUUCCCCAAGAAUAUGAGUUACUUUUUAAAAAACAGAAUAGUCACUGAUGAUGGAUUAAAAUAGAGUAUUUUCAGAUACUAUAUUGGCUUUCUAAAAAUCGUACUCUUUAAACUUUUAAUUUUUAAUAAGUUAUUUGUCCUUAUUGUACCUAUAAAUAUGUAAAGAGUAUUUAAAUAGAUGUACCUGUUUUACUUUCACACUUAAUAAAAAUAUUUUUUUAUACU